CGUAAAAGACUCUCUCCUGCUCCCUCCAGUCCGUGUGAUCCAGACCGUUUUUUUCUUCCGGUAGGGCUGAGUGGACAGUGACUUUGUCCAGCCUGUUAGAGCAAGCAGGCAUGGUUUUCGCAUCCCUGACCACACAAGGAUCGGGGUGGUCUUCUGGGCUGGGGAUGCAGGGGAGAAAGUGGGCAAUUGGAGGCUAGGAUCCCGCCCUGAGUUUGCUUUCAGUUGGGAGACAGAAGCUGGAGAUCAUCUCAGCCUACCAUGGAUUUGGGGUUGGUCCUGCUGAUGCUUCCUACUCUCUGCCUUUGGGGACAAGCCACUUCAGAACCGGCCAACCUUUGCUCCACAGCCCCUUGCCAGAACGGAGGGACCUGCAGAGACCUGGAAGGUGGCUACCAAUGUUUGUGUGCCCACAGUCCCCUGGCUUACGUGGGAAGAAACUGUGAGUUGCUAGCUGAGCCGUGUGAUGAACACCCUUGUCCACCUGAGUGGAGUUGCAGUGGCACACCUGGAUACCUGAAUUACACUUGCCACUGUGGGUCCAGUUUGGCAGAUGUCUCUUGCAGAUCCCACGAGGAUGAGUGCAAGACUAAGCCUUGCCCUCAGCCUGGCUUUGUGUGUGUCAACCUCCAGGAUGGGUAUGGCUGUCACUGCCCAAGUGGAAACAUCUGUCCAUCGAGGUCUUCCAUUUGUUCAAGUCAACUUUGCAACAAUGGCACCUGCCUUGAGGAUGGAGGGACGUACACCUGCCAGUGCCCGCCGGGACUCACUGGUGCUCACUGCGAGGGGGAGGUAGACGAGUGUGCCUCCAACCCUUGUCAGAACGGAGCCAUCUGCCUCGACCGAGUCAACGAGUAUAGUUGCUUUUGCGUGCCGGGAUUUCAGGGCUACCGCUGCGAAAUGGACAUCAACGAAUGCGCUUCCCAACCUUGUCAACACAACGGCACCUGCCUCAACCAGAUAGACCAUUACGUCUGCCAGUGUCUGCCUGGCUACACAGGUGUGAACUGUGAUGUGGAGGUCAACGAGUGUGAAUCAAGUCCCUGUUGGCACGGUGGCACCUGUUUGGACCAUAUUGGGUUCUUCACUUGUUCCUGCCUGCCGGGCUACGAAGGAACCCAGUGCGAAGUGGAUAUUGAUGAAUGCCACAGCCAGCCUUGUCUGAACGGAGCUAUCUGCCAGGACCUAAUCAAUGGCUACCAGUGUGACUGUCAUAACACUGGCUUUGAAGGACAACAUUGUGAGUCGGACAUCUUGGAGUGUGCUUCACAACCUUGUCAGAAUGGGGCCCCUUGCUUGGAAGGAGCUGGAUUUUACAACUGUUCUUGCUGGCCAGGGUACGUAGGAACCCACUGCGAAGAAGACCUAAACGAGUGUUGGGCGCAUCCGUGUCUCAACGAUGGAGAAUGCCUCGAACGGUCCAAUCAGACCUACUAUGGGAGACACAUGGAUUUCCCCGAGCAAUUUAGCUACCGAGCAGCUGCUGGUUUCAUCUGCAGUUGUCACCCUGGUUUUGAGGGCGAAACCUGCUCCAUCAACACCGAUGAAUGCGAAUCUCAGCCGUGUCAAAAUGGAGGAAGCUGCUUGGACUUGGUGAACAGCUACCGGUGUGACUGCUUACCUGGAUAUUCAGGGACCGAGUGUGCCAAUGAGAUAGACGAAUGCCAAGACCACCCUUGUGAAAACGGAGGGAUCUGUGAAGACAGCAUCGCCGACUAUAUCUGCCAUUGCACCCACAACCCAGAUGGCACAGCCUGGGGCGGGAAGAACUGCUCUGUGGAGCUCACUGGGUGCGAGACUCACAACUGCCAAAAUGGGGCAUUGUGUGUCCCCACCUUCCAAUCAGAGGUCCACGGCUACCUGUGCCAGUGUCCUCCUGGAUUUUAUGGGCCCACUUGCUCCACACCAACCACCUUCUCGCUCACAGACAAUGGCUACCUCUUAAUCAACACCUCUGCAGAUGGUAAGAACACAAGUGGUCGUGGAGCCAGUGUGGCUCUCCGGUUCCGGACCACCCUGCUCAACGGCCUCCUUUUCUACCGAGGCCACCAAACGGGGCAUCUGCUUCUGGAACUCUACGCUGGCCUUCUACAGGUGAUGCUCUUGACCCAGGAGGUCAAUGUCUCUUUCACCCUGGAGGCACCACCGGUGAAUGAUGGCCACUGGCACAAAGCAGAAGUCUCUCUGCAAGAGUCUCUUGAAUUCAGACUGUGGCAUGAAGCUUGCCAAGGUGGCGUCUGCCACUUCAGCCAUCCCCUUGGCGAGACCAAAGCCGUUUCUCUUUUGCCCUCAUUUCUGAAUAUAUAUGUUGGAGGCGUUGAGGAGACGUUAAUGAUCAACUGCACAGGACAAUUCACCGGUUGCCUGGAAGACUUGCAGAUUGACUCCAAAAUAUUCUUACCCGAGAAGGUCGAAGGGCUACAGCUUCCUGGAUUUCAGCUGGGCUGCAAGAGAACGGAGUGGUGUCAAUCUCAGCCUUGUUCCCACGGUGGUCAGUGCGUUGACUUCUGGACGGACUUCCAUUGUCGCUGUUCUCGGCCUUACGAAGGCCACACUUGUGCCUAUGAAUCUCCUGCAGCAACAUUUGGCCAGGACAAUUCUUCUAGCUUUGCCACCUUUGAGAUUCCCGACAGACUCGGCCCAAAUUUUAACCUCUCCUUUUUUAUCCGGACACGGAAGGCCAGUGGCCUCAUAUUCCAGAUCGGCAACGGAAGCGAUGUUUUCCUUACGGUAUAUUUGAAGGACGGGAAGCUCCAGAUCGAGGCACCAUCUGCCGCUUCAGUGGGAUCUUCUGGAAAUCUGGCCGAUGGCACCAGGCACUUUGUGGUGCUCUCCUUCCAAGAGGGCCUUGCUCGGGCCAGCCUGUUAAACCGAGAAGAAGAGCUGGGAGAUCUGGCCGUCAGCCUUCUUGACGCUAAUCUUGAGGUUCAUGUCGGUGGGCUCCCCCACCAAGAAAACCUGGACCCCUGGGGAGGACCUUUUAAAGGCUGCCUGCAGGACAUCCAACUCAACCACCGCCAGAUGCAGUUUUUCCCUCCUCCAGAUAAUGACAGCUUUCCACAGGACGCUUAUGUGGGGCGAAACCAGAACGUGGUUCCAGAAUGCCUGUCAGAUAAUGCCUGCAAGGAGAAAGAUCUGGAGAACAAGGCUAAGGAGAGCCAGCAAGGUGAGUCUUCUCCUUGCCUCAACAGUGGUCUCUGUACGGUCACCUGGAAUGACUUUAACUGCAGUUGCCCACCCAACUUUACCGGAAAAUGUUGUGAGGAGAAAGUCUGGUGCCAAAGCGAUUUGUGUCCCCUGCCUACCACUUGCGUGGAUGUCCCCUCUGGUUAUAUUUGUCUGGCCAAUGCCACAUUUGAUGAGCGUGACGCAGUUGAAUUCACAGCAAAUAUGUCCGUCACCAAAGCUCUUCAUAGCCUCCGCCUGGACUUCAGGACACGGGACGAUGACGCCGUCUUGAUACGAGCCGUAGAGGAAAUAGAUUCUCUUCUGGUGGCUAUUCAAAACUCUUCGCUCCUGGUUGAAAUCCGGAGUGGGAAUGGCGUUGAGGGAGUAAACUUUCUCAGGCCGAUGCCCAUCUCUGAUGGCUCCUGGCACACCCUCUUUUUGACCAUGGAAGAGCCUUCAGCCUAUUCAUCAAGGUGGCACCUCCAACUGGAUGAUUCCACCAAUACAACACUCCUGGGCAAUGCGGGCAGCCUGGAUUUCUUAAAAAGCAACACGUUGAUUGUCUUGGCUGAAAACUUCACGGGCUGCCUUGGACAUGUAGACAUUGGGGGGCUGUUUUUACCCCUGGCCAGCCAGCUUCUUUACCCACAGCCGGAACAAUUCAUGCAGGUGACCAGCAAGCCCAUCCUUCUGGGCUGCCAAGGAGCAGACAUCUGUUCUUCCAAUCCCUGUCAUCAUGCAGCCUCCUGCUUGGACCUCUUCAAUGCCUUCAGUUGUGCCUGCCAGCCUGAGUGGGAAGGGCCACUGUGUGAGACCAACACGGAUGACUGCAAAUCCAGCCCGUGUCUUCACGGGGAGUGUGUGGACCUAGUGGGAGACUUCCAGUGCACCUGUCAUAAGGGUUUCAUUGGGAAGCGUUGCCACAUCAAUGUAGAUGACUGUGUGAGGCACCAGUGCCAAAAUGGAGGGAUAUGUGUGGACGAAGUCUACAGCUACACCUGCAAAUGCCCGCCGGAAUACUCUGGCCCUCUGUGCGAGUGGCCCUUCCCUCCUGAACAAUGUGGGAAGAACUUCACCUGUUUGAACGGUGGAAAAUGUACGAGUGGCCCCUGGGGAGCCAACUGCAGCUGCAAGACCGGCUACGCGGGAGAGAAAUGCCAGAUCAACAUCAGUGACUGUGACCCCAACCCUUGCAAAAACGGGGGGACGUGUCAGCGCUCCACGAAUCGGUUCUGGUGUAUAUGCGGUGCCAACUACGCUGGAGAAUAUUGCGAUGUUAGCAGAGGGGGUCUCCCAGGCCCUGCCUUCCCUUUCCCCUUGGUCGAAGUGGCGGUGCCGGUUGUCUGCAGCUGUUUGUUUCUUCUUGUCAUCAUCCUUGUCCUGAUGGUCCUCACUGCCCGGAAGCGGCGCCAGUCCGAGGGAACCUACAGCCCGAGCCAGCAGGAAGUGGCUGGAGCUCGCCUAGAGAUGGACAAUGUACUCAAAGUCCCACCAGAAGAACGUUUAAUAUAAGCAAUGAGGGGACUUCAUAAAGUUGGCACUUGGGAGUGUGAGCAGAGAUCUCCGCGUCUCCUUCCAAAAGAUCAGGAAGGCAGUGGAGUUACACGCCCAUUGAGUGGCUGCCCACCUGUGCAUCUGGGACCUGUGAGGACCGUUACGUCUGCCUUGUGGGUUCCUCUCUGCCAGUGGCAGCAGCUGGCUUCUCAAUCCUACUACACCUGCCCACUCCGCCUUGGAGGUGCUGUUCCAACCCAACAGGCUGCCGUGGCAAGUUGCUGUGAGAAGGACGAUCAUCCACAGACUUCUGAGCAUCAACCAACCUACAAGAGAAUCAGCAUGGAAGCCCUGCUUCGCUCCUCGGUGUGGUUUAAAGGUGGCUAUCUUUGUGAUGGCCUCCAGGGUGGGUUACAAAGCGGUCAUGUUGGGUUGUAGGACGUCCUCACAGGUCCUGCUGGUUUAAGAGGGUUGUGAUGGUUCUGCUUUUGGCCUGGGAGGAAGGAUUCAGAGGUAGGGAUAGGACUUCCUAAAUUGUCAGGGUUGGCUAGAACAAGAGGCCCGACAAAGAUACAAUAGCUGGGCAAAUGCACUUCCUUUGACAUCUGAAGCCUAUUAUUAGAUGGGUGCAUUGCCUAUAGGACAGCUCUAGGGGGAUCUCAUUAACAGUACUCCGUUAUAAAUGACCACGUUAUGGACAAGGCUUACAAGGAACGUCUCCAGUGCUGCUCCAAAUGGUCAGGAACAUCUUGACCUAUCCUGGUGGCCAUCACUGAGGCCAUGUCAGUAGGUCCAUGCUUCUUGGAGCAGUUGGUCCAUGCUUCUUGGAGCAGUUGGAGCUACUCAGCUGCUUCUCACCACAUCAGACAUCUCAGGUGUGGCCAUAAAGGAAUGGACUACUUGAGAAGCCAACAAAUGAAGCCACCAGGAGACCACAGGGUGUGUGCUGAGAUGCUGAACGUCAACGCUGCCUCUGAUAAGCUGAAGGCCAGUUGAUAAGAGUUAUGUCCAAACUCUGUGCCCCAGCUACUGUAGGGACCAAUGUCCUCUGGGCCGUGCCUGCAGCCAUACCAGUUGGCCAGAAGCUCAGAACUGUAGGGCUUUGGUAUUGCAUAACAAUCCAGCAUGGCUGAAUGUAAACUAGCUGUGAGGAUACGAAGGAAAAAGCUCCAGGACUGGGUGAAGUGUGUUGUUUUGGACUGUGAAAGGCUGAGCAGCUCGUGACGGGGAACUCAACACAAACGGCACGCUAUUCAUUAGUCCCCCAGCAGCUGCGAGACAGAAGAGGUGAGCAACAAAAACUGUUUAACCUCAAUAACACACCACAAAAAGUCCAAAAUCCUCUCUGUCUCCCACAGAACAAAUAUUUCCUUGUCAUUACCCGUUGGGAGAGAGUCAAGUACCUCCAAUUUCUGUGACCUCCUCAGGUACAAUACAGCAUCCUAAAGUGCCUUGUAAACAAACCACUUGAAACAGCAUUAACUGAAGACCCCUCAGCUUCACUUCACCCCCCGCCCUUCAGUUAUAAUUUUCGAUACACGUAGGAACGAUUGCACUCCAAGAACACAAGAGCUAUCUUCUUCCAGAGAAAGUUCAGAUUUCUACGCUGAAAUGUAGCAGAUAGAAGUUUAAUUCUUGCUGUCAAAGACCCCUCCUUAGUGCAGGUUGACACAUAAGCCCUUUCGUUGUUUCCCUCCUUCCUCCUUGAUGCAUCCACAGGACAUCCAAGGAGCUAUGUAAAGAUGUGGUGGCACCUCUGCUCUCUCUUCUUCUCCUGUCCUCCAUGAAGCAACCACAGAACCCCGAUUGAAGAAAGUACACCUCAUGCUAUGGCUUAACAACUGUGGGCAUGUUCGUGCCCAUGACUACGAAGAACAGGGAGAAAUAUUUUCAGACACACUACAUACACCCUAAAAUUUAAACCUGGCUUAGUCAGGGGAGGGGUGGGUUCCCACAGCUGGCUGCAGAAGGAGAAAGCUGUUGGGUUCCUCCUGAGGUCGUGUUGUGGGACCACUGUUGAGAAUAUUUCAGGUGUACAAAUCCAAAGGAAAUUGUUCCCCCAAGAGGCCAGUGUGGUAUUUCAACCCCUAUCUCAGACAUAGAUAAUAAUAAUAAAGUUGGAAAGGACCUUGGAGGUCAUCUAGUCCAACCCCCUGCUCAGGCAGGAAACCCUAUACCAUUUCAGACAAAGGGCUGUCCAGUCUCUUCUUAAAAACUUCCAG
This is a messenger RNA of Crotalus tigris (Tiger rattlesnake), 6881 nucleotides long. RefSeq names its product crumbs cell polarity complex component 2 (gene CRB2). Gene Ontology annotation, molecular function: calcium ion binding. The transcript has 14 exons. Gene Ontology annotation, cellular component: plasma membrane; protein-containing complex. Bases 259 to 4677 code for a protein of 1472 amino acids. Gene Ontology annotation, biological process: heterophilic cell-cell adhesion; establishment or maintenance of epithelial cell apical/basal polarity. Lineage: Eukaryota; Metazoa; Chordata; Lepidosauria; Squamata; Viperidae. The record is from RefSeq and is a predicted model, not a curated record.